UUUCCUCUUUAUUUCUUUAAACAAAGGAAAUCUCAUGUUGUAGGACUGGCUGAAUGGAACAUCCCGAAAGGUGGAAUGUUCGUUUGGUUGAAAGUAAAUAAAAUAAAGGAUGUAAUGGAAUUAGCAGACAAGGAAUGUAUUUCACAUGGGAUUUUUGUUAUUCCUGGUCAUGCAUUUAACUACGAUCGCUCGAAGCCUGAACAGCAUAUUAGGCUCAGUUAUAGUUUCUCGACGCCGGAAGAAAUCGAUGAGGUUCUUGUUUUGUCUGGUCCCUCAUUAUAUCUCAUUUAUUUGCCGAGUUUUAGUAACAUUUUAAAUUUCAAUAAACGACGACUUCUAUAUGAAGUUUGUUUUAAUAUUUCACUCAUUUUUGCUUGGAAAUUAUUAUUCGUGUUUUCUCUCCUUUCUUCAGGCGCUUACGAUACUAGCUGA
Heterotrigona itama is the source of this 432-nucleotide messenger RNA. NCBI's taxonomy places the organism in Eukaryota, Metazoa, Arthropoda, Insecta, Hymenoptera, Apidae. The record is from the annotation of a GenBank genome assembly.